Messenger RNA from Manis javanica (Malayan pangolin), 3691 nucleotides. The record is from RefSeq and is a predicted model, not a curated record. Lineage: Eukaryota; Metazoa; Chordata; Mammalia; Pholidota; Manidae.
AUGGUACGCAAGAGGCCCGCCUGCAGGGGCGAACCAGAGUGGGCGCACCGAGCGCAAGGCCCGAGCGCGUGUGGGCAGCACGGAGAUUCCCUGCGCGUCCCAGCCCAGCGGGAACCCCCGCCCUAUACGUUGCUGCGGCUUCUGGCGCCUUCCCGCUGCAGCGAGCGGCCUGACCCCAGCCCGGGCCUUCUCCUCACCUGGGCGCGAGGGGAUCGCGCGGUGCGCGCCGCAGGCGGCCGAGAGCUAGAGAGGGAGGCCCGGGGCAUCUCUGGAGCACCCCCUGCCCUGUUUGGGAGGCACAGGGCCCUGGUGAUGCAAAUAAACGCGUGUGGGGAGAAGAACCUCUCUGGGUCUGUGAGCCAGCACCUGAAGGCAGAAUCAGGCCCACCCCAUGGCAUCACGGCCCGUGUGGGGGCAGAAUGGGGCCACCUGGCUUGGGUAUGGACAGGUCCCCUGUGGGAGGAACAGCUCCCACUGGAGGGCUACGUCUGUCCAGGCAUCAGCCAUGGUCUGGAAGAGCCUGGGGCAGUGUCCCCCAGCAGUCGCAUCCUGAUGACACCUGCAGGUCUCCGUGGCAUUUCAGAGCCCCUCGCCCACAUGAUGGCCAUCUUUGCCCUUCAUGUGACCCAGGUGUUCCUUGUGCCGGAGAGUCCUGCCAGAGUGCCCAGCUGGAGCUUCCCCGCAGGGAGCCGUGAGGCCGCCUUCACCUACGCCAUCACCGCGGCCGGUGUGGCCCACGCUGUCACCGCCGCCUGCAGCCAGGGCAACCUGAGCAACUGCGGGUGCGACCGCGAGAAGCAGGGCUACUACAACCAGGCCGAGGGCUGGAAGUGGGGCGGCUGCUCUGCGGACGUGCGCUACGGCAUCGACUUCUCCCGGCGCUUCGUGGACGCCCGGGAGAUCAGGAAGAGCGCGCGGCGCCUCAUGAACCUGCACAACAACGAGGCCGGCAGGAAGGUCCUGGAGGAGCGCAUGAAGCUGGAGUGCAAGUGCCACGGCGUGUCGGGCUCGUGCACCACCAAGACGUGCUGGACUACGCUGCCCAAGUUCCGCGAGGUGGGUCACCGGCUCAAGGAGAAGUACAACGUGGCCGUGCAGGUGGAGGUGGUACGGGCCAGCCGCCUGCGGCAGCCCACCUUCCUGCGCAUCAAGCAGCUGCACAGCUUCCAGAAGCCCAUGGAGACGGACCUGGUGUACAUUGAGAAGUCACCCAACUACUGCGAGGAGGAUGCGGCCACAGGCAGUGUGGGCACGCAGGGUCGCCUGUGCAACCGCACCUCACCAGGGGCUGACGGCUGUGACACCAUGUGCUGUGGUCGUGGCUACAACACCCACCAGUACACCAAAGUCUGGCAGUGCAACUGCAAGUUCCACUGGUGCUGCUUCGUCAAGUGCAACACGUGCAGCGAGCGCACGGAGGUCUUCACCUGCAAGUGAGCCACCAGGCUUUGCGGCAGGUGAGCCACUCGGAGGCUGCAGCCCCCCCGCUGGCGGAAUUUUGCACGUGCCCUCUGCCCACCCUGCUCUCCGCAGCUGGCUGUAGGCAGAAGUUGGGGAAGGAGGGAGCUCUGGGUGCAGGAGGGCUCCCACCUGGCCUUCACCUUCUCCCUGCUCCCCCACCCCCGGCACCCGGGGCUCCUUCCUACCAUUCCCGUCACUUCCUGGGGCAGAACAGUGCCCACCACCUAGCCGAGAGGGCGAGGCCAAUGGCACCGGCGUCCUUGACGAGGACAGUGAAUUCCUUUUCUGUUCUCCGGAGAGUGAAUCUCAAGGACGCACAUGUAUCCUGGAAAGCAAAGCAAUGACGAGACUCUGAGUGUCCCCCUCCCUCUCCUGAUGGCACAGAAGUGGAAAUGCCAUGCCGGCCCCACGCAAGACUGUUUCCCAGGCUGCAUCAGCUGCUGGGCCCCAGGCAGUGUGGACAGAUGCUGACAAAAAUUAUUUAUGUUUUCUUAGUAUCAGAAUAGGAUUCUUAGCGCUAAGGCUAACCGGUCCUAACCCCACGCCCUCCGUGUUAGGGCACCCCUUGCUGCCCUCUGCUUCCUCUCCUGGCCCCUGGGGGCCCACGGGAGCAUCCCAGUGCCUGGCACCCUCCUGACCCUGCCCCAGGUGGAGGUGGCAGUGCGUGUGGUUCCCAGGGCAGUUGGGCAGACGCUGGGAGGCCCACAUGGCCCCAAGAGGGCCUCUGAGGGGGGCCAUCGGCAGGGACCUCCAACCCCUCUUCCUUUCUUUUUGAAAAUCGUAUCAAAAAAUCAAAAUGUCACCUGUGUCAGGUUCCAAGAGUGUCGCUUCCCCUCCCUGAUGCUGUCCCCCUCCCAGCCCCCUUCCAGCCUGGCACUCCCCCACCCCAGUUUACAGAGCACCCUCCUACCCUGGAGCCACAGAACCCCCAGGACAGCAUUGUGCCGGGGGUGGGCUGGGGGUUGGGGUGCAGUUCAGGGAUGUUUGCCUUCUUUCACAGGCCCGGGAUGGCUUGAGCACUGGCCAGAGAUCCCCGAGUGGAGGCUCCCGCCUUGGCUCAGGCGUCCUGACCCCCAGCUGUGCACCCUGACCCCAGAGGAUGUGCCCUGGGGACUCCCAGGACGGCAUGAAGCGCCCCAUGCCUGAGAAGUCUGGCUGUGUCCCUCCCCCUGCUGCCAGCCUCUGGGGGCUGCACCCCAGCCCCUGAGGUUUCUCCGGGGGUCUCCUUGACCAUCUCAGCUCCUUGCCCUGACCCUAAUGCUGAGAAAACUCAGAUCUGGGGCUUCACUCUGCCAGGACCCUGCCUACUGUCCCAGCAGAUGCUACCCUCCAGACACCUCCCCAUACCAUGCAGACCCUCCCUUGAAGUCCAACUCACCCCAAAACCUGGGAGAUGGGAAUGAGAAGGGGUCCUGCUCAGUUCUAAACUAUGUAUGGGGUGGGGAGAGGUGGAAACCUGGUACCCAGGGCUGGACAUGUCCUCUGUUAGCAUUCCCACCCCUCCCUGGGGAGACUGAGGCAUGGAGGAAGUGAUUUGCCAGAAAGGAUGGCAUGCAACUGGCUUCUGGUGCGCUCCCACCCGCCCCCAGUCUAGCGGAUUUCCUUGCAGAAACCUGUGGAGAUGUGUCCUCGGGCAGUUGACCAGCCAAGUGGUCUGGACAUUAGCCUGCAGUGAGUGACACUGUGUGAGCCUUGGUGCUGGUGUCCACCCUGUGUGCCCCCAGUGGUGCCAGGACACUCCAUUAGCUGCUGUCCGGGGAGCUUCACCGUGAAUGCCCCCCAGCCCCACCACCCUACCUACCUGGGUCCCUGGACACGCCCAAGGCCACAGGCCCAGCGUCCUCUGCCAAGGAACCUGGUUAAUUUAUAUUGUUAUAUAGUGUCGAAAUGUCUAUAGUGUCUUAAAUUAUUGUGACCUACACUGGGUACUGGAGGCGGGGAUGGCCCUGUGCUGUCCCCGAGCCAGGCUCCUCCUUCUGCUUGAAACAGACUCUUGGGGCCCCUCCCUGAUGCCACCGAGUCAUGCGCACUGUCCCUCGGCUGCCAGGCGCCCCCGCCGAGGCCCCACCCUUCCUAAUAGUCUGUCAGCAGCAGCCUUUCCUUGGGGUGAGAGGGGCGGUGGCAGCAGUGUCCCUACAGUGCCCCCACUCAGAGGAGCUGGUGGGGUUUCUGACGGGCUAUCCGGUCUCCCUUGGAGGGGAGCGCCCGGCUCCAAUAAAGCUGGAAUCGG